Humulus lupulus (European hop) is the source of this 534-nucleotide messenger RNA. RefSeq lists its product as uncharacterized. The record is from RefSeq and is a predicted model, not a curated record. The coding region runs from base 25 to 348 and encodes 107 amino acids. The transcript is spliced from 2 exons. Lineage: Eukaryota; Viridiplantae; Streptophyta; Magnoliopsida; Rosales; Cannabaceae.
UAUAAUAGCUAGGGUAACUAUAAAAUGAUCAUGAAAAGUAAAUUUUCAUUAGUUAUCGUGGUUGUUUUGGUAGUGGUGAUGCCGCCACCAAUGGCUAAAGCAGUGACUCCAAGCGAGUGCAAGGAGGAGCGGAGACAACUGGUGAACGAGUGCAGGCCGAUGAUAUUCGGGGAGAACCCGUCGAGCGACUGCUGCGAAUGCUUGAGGGUGGUCCAUGUGGAGUGCGUCUGCCCCAAUCUCACCCCAAAGAUUGCUAUUCUCAUCAACGUUCAACGAACUGCCAAACAAAUCAGAAGUUGUGGAAGGAACUAUCCCCACAACCUCAAGUGCGGCACUGGAAAAAAGUAAAGAAAAGAAGAAAGGUAUCUUCUUUUUAUCUUCCUUAAGAUCAUCACGAUCGAACUAAAUAUUAUUGUAGCUGGUAUGUGAGCAUGUUUCGUCAGAGACAUAUCUAAUCUUUCUCCACACUCUCUUGCGAGCUUGUGUAAUUAAAUAAUAUUUUUGUCAAAUCAUGUAUAUAUUUUAUUGUGUCCU